UCUUUAACAUCAGUCUUCAGAUAAUAAGGCGAAAGCUAUUCAAAUUCUCAACGUUGUUGUUGGUCAACCCUAGUGAGUGAGGUUACCUGAUCUGACAGGUGUGUGGCCGCCGCCGCCGCCACCGCCCUCUGACGACUGACAGAACACAUGUUGAUUGUCUUCAGUUCAGACUCUGCCGUUCCCGUUGAACAAUGAUGGCUACAAAGAACUGAACCUGACAUUAUAAAACGAGCAACAAGUGCUUUGCGCCACCAAAGUACACCGGUUUCGUGUUACCAGAUUUCUUCGAGUAGGCUUUGCCAUCAUGAGGGACCGUUUAGCUGAGCUAAAUUUGAACAACAAUUUGCCAAAUGAUGUCAUUAUCACAGAGGAGAACACAACAUAUAUGGAUGAGUUUUUCAAAAGGGUGAGAGAGGUCCAGGUGCUUAUUGAUAAAAUCUCCUGUCUGGUUGAAGAAUUGAAGAGAGUGCAUAACACUAUCCUGUCUGCUGCCAACCCAGAUCAAAGAGUUAAACAGGAGUUGGAAGAGUUUAAUAAUGACAUCAGGAGACAUGCCAGCUCGGUUCAGAUUCAGCUUAAAAACAUUCAGACGUGCAUGCCCGAGGAUGAAAAUGCCAAUACUGCCUCAGUGUGUCACCGCAUUCAGAAGACCCAGCACUCGAUGCUAUCACGCAGGUUUGUCGAGGUCAUGACUGAAUACAACGAAGCCCAGGUGUCUUUCAGGGAUAAGAGCAAAGGCCGCAUCCGGAGACAGCUGGAGAUCACUGGACGGUUGACCACAGAUGAAGACCUGGAGGCUAUAUUGCAGAGUGGAAACCCUGCCGUUUUCACAUCUGAUCUCCUCCUAGACGAACAGCUCACGCGAAAUGCUGUGAAUGAGAUUGAGUCACGGCAUCAGGACAUCCUUAAGCUAGAAGCUAGCAUCAAAGAACUGCAUGAGAUGUUUAUAGAUAUUGCUGUACUUGUGGAGAACCAGGGGGAGAUGAUCAACAACAUAGAGACGAAUGUGAGCAGUGCAGCAGAAUAUGUGAAUGCUGGGAAGAUUGAGACCAAGAAAGCGGUGCGGUACCAGAAACAGGCUCGCAGGAAAUAUAUCAUAAUUGGCAUAGUUGUGCUGAUCCUGCUUGGUCUUAUCGCGCUUAUCGUUGGUCUUUCUGUUGGACUGCCUAAACCCUAAUUUCAACUUGUUGACUUUCCAUGUACUUCUGAAGACAUCACCAAAGUCCAUCAGAGAAGACAUUGGAAGCCUUCAGGUGUCAAGCCCUUAACUUAUAGUAGUAUUUAGUUUACAGAUUUUACCUUCCUUUCAUGUAGGCGCAUUAGUGAGAUUUCAAAAUAGCAAGAUGGAC
Messenger RNA from Sardina pilchardus (European sardine), 1349 nucleotides. RefSeq names its product syntaxin-2-like. The transcript is spliced from 10 exons. Bases 305 to 1177 code for a protein of 290 amino acids. Gene Ontology annotation, molecular function: SNAP receptor activity; SNARE binding. Gene Ontology annotation, biological process: exocytosis; synaptic vesicle fusion to presynaptic active zone membrane; intracellular protein transport. The record is from RefSeq and is a predicted model, not a curated record. NCBI's taxonomy places the organism in Eukaryota, Metazoa, Chordata, Actinopteri, Clupeiformes, Clupeidae. Gene Ontology annotation, cellular component: synaptic vesicle; SNARE complex; plasma membrane.